Drosophila sulfurigaster albostrigata is the source of this 1384-nucleotide messenger RNA. RefSeq names its product zinc finger protein 891-like. Gene Ontology annotation, cellular component: nucleus. The record is from RefSeq and is a predicted model, not a curated record. The transcript is spliced from 2 exons. Gene Ontology annotation, molecular function: RNA polymerase II cis-regulatory region sequence-specific DNA binding; zinc ion binding; DNA-binding transcription factor activity, RNA polymerase II-specific. Bases 203 to 1126 code for a protein of 307 amino acids. Lineage: Eukaryota; Metazoa; Arthropoda; Insecta; Diptera; Drosophilidae. Gene Ontology annotation, biological process: regulation of DNA-templated transcription.
AAAUUUAUAUUUUUAAACGCAAUGCAAAUUUUGUGACUACAAAAAAUCCGUCACACACUUAACAAUAUAAAAAUGAAUCUCAUACAAAUAAUGGUGAUGUGAAACUAAUGGAAAUGCUUGACAAAUGCUGCAUCGAUAGUGUCAGUUUGCCAGCUCUAUUGUAAACAGAAAUAAAUACAAAAAAAAGGGAAAACAAGGAAUAAUGGUGGAACAAGUUUGCCGCGCUUGUCGUGAGAGUGCCAUCGCCAUGGUGUACAUUUUCGACGAACGCUACCAGCAGCAAAAGGAUGAACCCAGUCUCGCCGAGAUGCUUAGUGAAUUGGCCGCCUGCGAGGUGAAACGCAACGAUCCAUUGCCGCAGCAAAUGUGUCUCGCCUGCGUUUUGGCUGCACAAAAUGCAUUUCGCUUCAAGCGCAAGUGCGAACAGAGUCACCAACACUUUUGGCACCAGCUCAGUGGGAGCAGUCAAACGGUUAAGCUCGAGGACAGUUGGCAGGACAAAAUGUCGCAACUACAACUGAAUAUUGCCGAAAACUAUACGGCAGCUAAUGAUGAGCUGGUCUCGCAUAUUAAGGCUGAAGCUGCACGAGAUUCACAUAUUUGCCCCACAUGUGGCAAAGUAUUUGAGACAAGGCGUCAACUGAUGUUGCAUCAGAGCUUUCAUGAUCGCAAGCAGAGCAGCAAUAGUACGGGAGCAGCAGGGGGAGCAGUGUUUCAGUGUCCCCACUGUGAGAAGAGUUUCAAUGGUAAUUGGUGGUUGCAGCGCCAUCUUCGCACACACACAGGCGAACGUCCUUACAAGUGUUCCCAUUGCGAAAAAGCAUUCAAGGACAGUUGGAGCCUGCGUCGUCAUCUGCGCACACAUCUUAGCGAGUGCAGUUACAAGUGCUUGUAUUGUCCCAAGACAUUUAACAAUGCCAACAGUCAAAGGAUUCACAUUUGCACACACACUGGCGAUUAUCCCUACAAGUGCAAUCAGUGCCAAUCGUCCUAUGCUCAGCCGGGCAGCCUAAAACGUCAUAUGCGCAUUCACACCGAUGAGGGAUCCUUCAAGUGUCCCCACUGUCCACAAGUGUUUGCAGUCAACUAUAAUUUGAAGCGUCACAUGAGCACCCACAUCACAUAGGGAACAGUUUGUCUAGUGGGAACAGUUAGCCAAGGUGACCAAAAUUCUUAAAUUGCUAAAGUUGUGUGAGAACAGCUCGGCAGCCAAUAUGGGGAGAAGAGCAACUGUCUCAGCUGAGAAUAAAAUUCCAAUUGAAACUGGCAUAAAAUACCUUUAAAAGGCAAUUAGUUUAAGCUCUCAUUUUAUAAAUGAUCAACUAACAAUAAUAAUUGUAAUAAUCUACUAUAUUCAUGUAUAUAUAUAGUAUUUAUCAAUCCA